Messenger RNA from Plasmopara halstedii, 1116 nucleotides. RefSeq names its product n-(beta-n-acetylglucosaminyl)-l. The record is from RefSeq and is a predicted model, not a curated record. NCBI's taxonomy places the organism in Eukaryota, Oomycota, Peronosporomycetes, Peronosporales, Peronosporaceae. The coding region runs from base 1 to 1116 and encodes 371 amino acids. The transcript is spliced from 3 exons. Gene Ontology annotation, molecular function: N4-(beta-N-acetylglucosaminyl)-L-asparaginase activity. Gene Ontology annotation, biological process: protein deglycosylation.
AUGACGGAGCAAUCUUCUCAGCGCUGGAUAUGCGGCGGCUUCGCGGUGCUUGUUUGCUUUAUCAUGCUUCUCGGUUCUGCACACAAACUCCCUCAGAGAGGCGCAGUUGUGAUCAAUACAUGGCCGUUCGUAAAUGCCACGCGCGCUGGCUUCCAGGCCCUUCAGGGACGUGGUGGUAAUUCGUCUGCGCUCGACGCCAUCACAAGAGGCUGCAAUCGCUGCGAAAUCGACCAAUGCGACUUUACCGUAGGGUACGGAGGUAGUCCUGAUUCUAACGGAGAGACGACGUUGGAUGCCAUGAUUCUGGAUGGCACUACGAUGGAGAUGGGUGCUGUAGCUCAACUGCGACGCAUAAAACCCGCCAUCAAAGUUGCACGCGCCGUCAUGGAGCACUCUUCACAUAGUAUUCUGGCGGGAGAUGGAGCACUGGCAUUUGCAAAAAUGAUGGGCUUUGAAGAGACCACCCUGGACACACAAUAUUCCCAAGCAUUGCACCAGGAAUGGCUGAAGAAAAAGUGUCAGCCCAAUUACUUUCGCAACGUCCAAGAACAAAACACAUCGUGUCCACCGUACAGACCACUUUAUGUACAGGAUGGAGUGUAUGCCGGAUUCCAAGACCGAUCGUUGCUUCGUUACAGCAACCAGAAUCGUGUUGGUACCGAAAAUCUGAUAUCCACUACCAAUCACGACACUAUUGGAAUGGUAGUGCUGGCUGAAAAUGGACACAUGGCUGCGGGUACCAGCUCGAACGGGGCAAUACACAAAAUUGCAGGGCGUGUUGGUGAUGCGUCCGUGCCUGGUGCUGGAGCUUACGUCGACUCAACUAUCGGAGGUGCUGCCGCCACAGGAGAUGGGGAUGUGAUGAUGCGCUUCCUACCCUCAUUUUUUGCUGUUCAGGAGAUGAAAAAGGGCACACAUCCACUUGAGGCAUGUAGGCGUGCUCUUUACCAUAUUGCAGCAGUAUAUCCCAGCUUUCGAGGCGGCAUGGUGUGCUUGAAUCACUUUGGAGAAUAUGGAGGCGCUGGAUUCGGGUGGGAUUUUGCUUAUACUGUGCAAGCCAGCUGGAUGUCAGAGCCCCAUGUUGUUCACGUGACUCCGCUGUCUCCUCCUUCGUGA